UUUCCACUUAUCUUUUUAAUUUUUUAAAAUUUUAUGAGCUCCGUAAAAUAAUUGUUCUUUGAGCCGUUUGUAUCGGAAUUUUUUUUUGUGUUUGACCACUGCUCGGUUGGUCAACGCGCUUCAUCUAGAGUACCACGCACGAGCAAACAGAAUAGCAAACCCGUUACCCCAACCCGGCCCAUUUUUUUAGAACACAUAAAAUGGGUCGAUUCUUUCGGUUAGGGUUUCAGGCUCUUGAAUUUGCUAUUAAGGUUUCGCAGGAAAAUGGCCGAUGAAGCUAACAGAACUGCAUUUAUGGAGAUUCAAGGUCACAUGAUCGAAACUACUGGAAAAUUGAAGCAGGUGCAGAACCAGAUGCGGAACAAAGAAGGAGAAAAGAAGCGUGCUUUCUUAACCUUGGAAGAACUGCGCCAAUUGUCUGAUGAUACAAACACAUACAAGUCUAUAGGCCAUUUUACCCAUUUAGAUGAUGUCUUCUUUUGUUUUGCAGGGAGAACGUUUGUCUUAGAGCCAAAAUCGGCCUUAAUGAGUGAACAGGAACAGAAGCUCAAGGAUAGUGAAGCUGCAAUUGCUGGUUUACAGACUUCCAAGGAAUACUUAGAGAAGCAGAUGGCAGAGGUAGAGAACAACCUGAGGGAGCUGCUGCAGCAAGAUCCAGGUCUUGCUCGUCAAAUCAUGUCGAUGACUGUAAUGUAAACCUUUUCUGAAAAUUCCUCAUAUCUUCAUUGUCUUACGUGCAAAUCAAAAGCUGGAUGUUUGUGAUAUUGCUUGUAUAAUCAGCUUGCCUACUCCUUUGAUCAUGAUCAUAAUUUUUGUCUGAAACAUUGCAUUUCAUUUGUGGUAGUUGACAUGCUAUGAAUGAUAUGAGCUGGGAAGCUAUUGUUGCAAAA
Molecule: messenger RNA, 890 nt
Organism: Vitis vinifera (wine grape)
Lineage: Eukaryota; Viridiplantae; Streptophyta; Magnoliopsida; Vitales; Vitaceae
Product: prefoldin subunit 1
Exons: 6
Coding region: 265-696 (143 amino acids)
Biological process (GO): protein folding
Cellular component (GO): cytoplasm; prefoldin complex
Molecular function (GO): protein folding chaperone
Source: RefSeq, a predicted model, not a curated record